AUGGCCGCGUCCACCCUGUCCAUCUGCUCCAGCGACCGGAGCUACGGCAGCCGCGUCUGCCUGCCCGGCUCCUGUGACUCCUGCCCCGACUCCUGGCAGGUGGACGACUGCCCAGAGAGCUGCUGCGAGCCCCCCUGCUGUGCCCCCACCUGCUGUGCCCCCACCUGCUGUGUCCCCACCUGCUGUGUCCCUACCUGCUGUGCCCCCACCUGCUGUGCCCCCUCCUGCCUGACCCUCAUCUGCACCCCUGCGAGCUGCGGGUCCAGCCCCUGCCAGUCAGCCUGUACCAGCUCCUGCCAGCCCUCCUGCUGCAGCUCCUCCCCCUGCCAGGAAGACUGCGGUGUAUCUGUCUGCUGCAAGCCCAUCUGCUGCACCCCUGUCUGCUGCAAGCCCGUCUGCUGCACCCCUGUCUGCUGCCAAGCCUCCCCCUGCUCAGCCUCCUCAUGCUGCCAGCAGUCUAGCUGCCAGCCCUCCUGCUGCAGCUCCUCCCCCUGCCAGGAAGACUGCUGCCAGCCUGUCUGCUACACCCCUGUCUGCUGCAAGCCCGUCUGCUGCACCCCUGUCUGCUCCGGGCCCUCCUCCUGCUGCCAGCCCAGCCCCUGCUCCUCGUCCUGCUGCAGACCGUCCUCCUGCGUGUCCCUGCUCUGCCGCCCCGUGUGCAGGCCUGCCUGCUGCGUGCCCGCCUCCUCCUGCUGUGCCCCCACCUCCUCCUGCCAGCCCAGCUGCUGCCGCCGAGCCUCCUGCGUGUCCCUGCUCUGCCGCCCUGUGGGCUCCCGCCAGGCCUGCUGCGUGCCUGCCUCGGCCCAGAAGACCUGCUGCUGA
This is a messenger RNA of Lontra canadensis (Northern American river otter), 822 nucleotides long. Its product is annotated as keratin-associated protein 10-12-like. Bases 1 to 822 code for a protein of 273 amino acids. Gene Ontology annotation, cellular component: keratin filament. The record is from RefSeq and is a predicted model, not a curated record. The transcript has a single exon. Lineage: Eukaryota; Metazoa; Chordata; Mammalia; Carnivora; Mustelidae.